AUGUCGUAUUUGGAAAGUAACAAGGGUACCAAUAGAGGGGUUGGUGGCUUGGCGGCCCUAUUUAAGCCCGUGACGACCACGCCGACCUGCCGCGCCUUCUACGACGGUCGCUGCUACAUCCCACGCAGUGCCGACCUACGAGAGGAACACCUGAAUUCGAGCAUCAGUGAGAAGCGCACGUCUGAGACGCAGCUUGCCGGAGCGACGAGCGAGCCGUGGUCGCCUAAGGGUUUCGGCGUCGAAAACUACGUGACUCUCGUGUGCCUGUCCUUCUCCAUGUCCUGCCUCGCCCUCAAGAUCUUCGUCUACUGCGCGUUCCGGGAAUCGCGUGGUUUCACGUCCAAGUGUACGCUUUGCCUCUCCCUAACGCUGCUCGUUACCCACGCCGUGUUCGUAGCCACGAACUUCGUGGAUCUUUCGGCUGCCGCCUGCGUCGCAAGCGCCGUGCUUGUUCACUACGGCAUUCUGUCAACCUUGUGUUGGACGUGCGCGCUGUCCUUCGACGUCUACAGGUGUCUCACUGUCCUCAAGGUCUCGUCCAACCGCGACAGUACUUUGGUCGCGUACGGCACCUUCUCUUGGGGCGCGCCGCUGGCCAUCGUCUCCGCAGCCAUGGCCGUCGACGGGGCAGCAUCGGGAAGCUUCCUUUCGCCCAGUUACGGCAGUCUCACUUGCUGGAUAGGCACGUUCUGGGGCCUGGUGCUCUACUUUCUGGCGCCUGCGUUCGUCUUAUUGCUGUCCUGCCUGAUCUUCUACUUCAUGACGGCGUCCUACAUUGGAACUGCAUCUCUCGCGCUCAGCGCAGCCGAGGACACAAGGACCACGCGCGAACGCACCCACGCGACGUUAUUUCUGCGACUCGCGCUUAUCAUGGGUUCCCCAUGGCCCGUCGCGUUUCUCGCUACCUUUGUACAGUCAAAAGCGUUGGACACCGUGGUCAAUGCGCUGGUGGGUUUACAGGGUGUGUACUUGUUUUUAAUCUUCCAGGACUACCGCCACUUUUGGCGUCAUUGA
This is a messenger RNA of Dermacentor andersoni, 1014 nucleotides long. RefSeq names its product probable G-protein coupled receptor Mth-like 2. Gene Ontology annotation, cellular component: membrane. Gene Ontology annotation, molecular function: G protein-coupled receptor activity. The record is from RefSeq and is a predicted model, not a curated record. Gene Ontology annotation, biological process: cell surface receptor signaling pathway; G protein-coupled receptor signaling pathway. Lineage: Eukaryota; Metazoa; Arthropoda; Arachnida; Ixodida; Ixodidae.